Mirounga angustirostris (Northern elephant seal) is the source of this 2385-nucleotide messenger RNA. RefSeq names its product transmembrane 9 superfamily member 1 (gene TM9SF1). Gene Ontology annotation, biological process: protein localization to membrane. The record is from RefSeq and is a predicted model, not a curated record. Bases 293 to 2113 code for a protein of 606 amino acids. Gene Ontology annotation, cellular component: membrane. Lineage: Eukaryota; Metazoa; Chordata; Mammalia; Carnivora; Phocidae. The transcript has 6 exons.
GCGUCGGGGAGCACCUCACUAAGCCGAGUGCGGCGUCCCGCGUGGUGCGGCCGCAGCCGCUGCGAUCAGGCACCGCGGCGGCCAACCCCGUGGAGGUCGGGCGUCAGGUCCUCUCCGGGCCGCCGCUAGCGCGCCGCUCUGGGGGAGACCCGGGCAGGAGCCCAGGGGCAGCUACGGGGCCGCAGAGGCCGCGGGCGCCGCCUCGGCCAGCCCUACCCGAGCGGUGAGGACCCCGCGGGUGCCGCGGGAAGGUGCCCGAGGAUUCCCCCAAACAGGUUCCACUGCCUUAAGGAUGACAGUCCUAGGGCACCCGCCGAGUUGGAGCUGCCAGUGGUUGCCAUUCCUGAUACUGCUGCUGGGCACAGGCCGUGAGCCAGGGGUGGAAGGUGUGACACACUACAAGGCCGGUGACCCCGUCAUUCUGUAUGUCAACAAAGUGGGACCCUACCACAACCCUCAGGAGACUUACCACUACUAUCAGCUUCCGGUCUGCUGCCCGGAGAAGAUCCGUCACAAAAGCCUUAGCCUGGGUGAAGUGCUGGAUGGGGACCGAAUGGCAGAGUCUUUGUACGAGAUCCGCUUUCGGGAGAAUGUGGAGAAGAGAAUUCUGUGCCACAUGCAGCUCAGUUCUGCACAGGUGGAGCACCUGCGCCAGGCCAUUGAGGAACUGUACUACUUUGAAUUUGUAGUGGACGACUUGCCAAUCCGCGGCUUUGUGGGCUACAUGGAGGAAAGUGGCUUCCUGCCUCACAGCCACAAGAUAGGGCUCUGGACCCAUUUGGAUUUCCACCUAGAAUUCCAUGGAGAUCGAAUUAUAUUUGCCAAUGUCUCGGUGCGGGAUGUCAAGCCCCACAGCUUAGAUGGGUUACGAGCGGAUGAGUUCUUAGGCCUCACCCACACCUACAGUGUGCGCUGGUCCGAGACUUCAGUGGAGCGUCGGAGUGACAGGCGCCGUGGCGAUGAUGGUGGUUUCUUUCCCAGAACACUGGAGAUCCAUUGGUUGUCCAUCAUCAAUUCCAUGGUGCUUGUGUUUUUACUGGUGGGUUUUGUGGCUGUCAUUCUCAUGCGUGUGCUUCGAAAUGACCUGGCUCGAUACAACUUGGAUGAGGAGACUACAUCUGCAGGUUCUGGUGAUGACUUUGACCAAGGUGACAAUGGCUGGAAGAUUAUCCAUACAGAUGUCUUCCGCUUCCCUCCGUACCGUGGUCUGCUCUGUGCUGUGCUUGGUGUGGGUGCCCAGUUCCUGGCCCUUGGCACUGGCAUUAUUGUCAUGGCGCUGCUGGGCAUGUUCAAUGUGCACCGUCACGGGGCCAUUAACUCGGCCGCCAUCUUGUUGUAUGCCCUGACCUGCUGCAUCUCUGGCUACGUGUCCAGCCACUUCUACCGGCAGAUUGGAGGCGAGCGUUGGGUGUGGAACAUCAUUCUCACCACCAGCCUCUUCUCUGUGCCUUUCUUCCUGACGUGGAGUGUGGUGAACUCGGUGCAUUGGGCUAAUGGUUCGACACAGGCUCUGCCAGCCACCACCAUUUUGCUGCUUCUGACGGUUUGGCUGCUGGUGGGUUUCCCCCUCACUGUCAUUGGAGGCAUCUUCGGGAAGAACAAUGCUAGCCCCUUUGACGCACCUUGUCGCACCAAGAACAUCGCCCGGGAAAUCCCACCCCAGCCCUGGUACAAGUCUACGCUCAUCCACAUGACUGUUGGAGGCUUCCUGCCUUUCAGUGCCAUCUCCGUGGAGCUCUACUACAUCUUUGCCACAGUCUGGGGUCGGGAACAGUACACUCUGUACGGCAUCCUCUUCUUUGUCUUCGCCAUCCUGCUGAGCGUGGGAGCGUGCAUCUCCAUUGCGCUCACCUACUUCCAGCUGUCUGGGGAGGAUUACCGCUGGUGGUGGCGGUCUGUGCUGAGUGUUGGCUCCACUGGGCUCUUCAUCUUCCUCUACUCCGUUUUCUACUAUGCCCGGCGCUCCAACAUGUCAGGGGCCGUACAGACAGUAGAGUUUUUUGGCUACUCCUUACUCACAGGUUACGUCUUCUUCCUCAUGCUAGGUACCAUCUCUUUUUUUUCUUCCCUAAAGUUCAUCCGUUACAUCUAUGUUAACCUCAAGAUGGACUGAGUUUUGGGUGGCAAAACCAUUGCUCUUCUCUCCCAUUCUUCACGUCCAGAGGCCCACUGAGCUCUCUCACCAACGUCUCUUCUGAUUGAAUUGUGUGACGGCCUUGCUGCUUUCCCCUUUGCCCUUGGGGCCUCCCUUCCCCCGGAGGGCCUGGAAAUUACAAAGCUCUAUUCUAUAAGGAGUAUAUAUUUGAACUUUGUAAGUUGCCUUUAGUUUGGGUCCUGAUUUUCCUUUUUACAAUUAUCAAAAUAAAAUUUAUUAAGAAAAAAGGA